CAACGUUUCCGAACAAUCUGGCAAUUCUUUACAAAUAAAACAUUUCCUGCGGUUGUACUGCGUGGGUUGAUAUAUUUGUGGGGGAUUCGCCAUUCAUUGAGGGUUGCGACGUUAGUCAUACCAGCUCCAUGGUCAUACACGGUGAUACUGGAUAAAGGCAUUGAAGAGCGGUUGGGAUUGCAGAAACUCAAGAGAAAGCAUUUCAUUUUUUAGAUCUACGUAUGUAAGAGUCAUCCACAAUGUCGAGCUAUACGGGAAUCGUCCUGGAGAAAGCGUCUCCGCCAACGACCGUGCGGGUGUGUUCUCGCAAGAUGACCAUUAAGUUCAACUCUUUGGAGUCCAUCUGGUAUUGCGUGUUUGUCGUGGUGGUCACGCUGUUUCUGUGCCUGGAUGCAACCAGACAUUAUAAACAUUACGAUAACCUGGACUGGCCACAAGGACGACCCAACGCUGAGUUGAAUCUCUACAUUCUUCUCAUGGUAUCAGCUUUCCUGCUCAUCAUACUGUUCAUUCCAACGCAGAUCUUUAAGGUCGGUAAUCGUGCCAAUGAUCAAGGAAAACUCGGACUCCUCAAACAGAACGAUGACUUACCACAGAGCGUGUCAACACAACGUCGAAUCGUCAAGUACCUCCAAGCUAUUCGUAGGGUGACCAAGCACUUGGGGCCCGUUGGAGCUACGCUUCACUUCAUAUCAGCGUUCUGUCUGUUGUUACCUUUGAUGUUCCUACAGGCUAGAGCUAUACAGUAUGGCUUACUUACCUCAGAUGCGAUAUGGCGAUCUGAAGUGCUAGUUGGCGUGACAUCAAUGCGACAAUACGAGCAACUGGCGCUUUCCAUGCACAACAGUUCAGGGUCUUACUUCCCUCAUAACACGGACCAAACCUCUAAGAUCAUCCCUACCAUUGACCCCUUCAAGGUGUACAUGGUGACACUCAACUACAUCAACUACAUCAUCCCGUUGUUCUUCUACGGUGUCCGCUACGCCGACGUCUUCUGGCUUUGCCACAAGGGCUUUGCGUUUAUCUUUGCAUGUCUACUGAUGCUUAAUGCUAUCCAAUAUGCUCUUGGGUUCAUCGGGUUCUCUUUGCUGUAUAAGCUUCACUGGUACGGCUGGCACACCUAUGGGUUGAAGAUGAACCCAGUCUUCUCAGCUCCGACAGGCUUAGUCGGUGUCUACCUUACUAAUAAUAUAACAGUGUUCAUGUCGGCUGUGAUUACCUACAUGUAUGGUUAUAGUCGAUUGAAGGAAGCUGAGUACAAGCAGAAAGCGGCAAAAACAGGCAUACAGAUCCGACCGACUAGCUUUCCUCUGAAGUGCAAUGGGUAUAUCUCUAACAUUGCGGCCGCCCUGGUUAUGUGCGUAUUUGUGUCUUGUAAGGUACCAUUGACCAUUGAAUAUCUUGGGGUGUACCAGAUCUCUAAAGACGCUCGACUUCUGGGUUGUAUGAUCUUUGACACCAUAUACAUGACCUUUUGGCUGGUCAUGUGGAUCGGUUUUACCAUGAAACGUGACUGGAACUUCACCAUUCACCCACCCAGCACACAGAAUGACUCUUCUGACCCGGGCUCUUACACCAGCCGGUUAGUCGCCAAUCAAGAUGUUGAGCUGCAGCAUAUCACAAUUGUCAAGAGAUCAGGCAGAACCUCGCCAAAGCAGUCCUCGCCAAGUGGUUCACCACCUCAACAGAGCGGGACGGCCUUAGAGGGAUGCCCGGUGAACAAGACAUCAAGCAUUUACACACCUCUUGUAAAUUCAGAUGCUAAGCAAACCUCUCCUGGCCCAUCUCAUACAACUAGCCACUCAGAGUCACCACAUUCUACCAGGCGAGGGCAGCAGACGGCUAAUGGUCACAAAGGUGUAUCCAGAUCGCCGCAUAGAACAAGUGAUCACAGUGUUGAAGAAGAGUCUCUGUUGGCGCAGACUUUGGCUGAUGAUUUACCAGGGGAGGAGUGCCGAGUCCACGAUUCACAUUCUCCUGGCAAUUCCCCUGGAAGCCCAAGAGCAAACAGUGUUUGCUGAAUCGCUUGCAUCAAACAGACAGACCUUUUCGCAAAUACCGGGGCGCGCGCGUAAAGCUUGGAAUUAGGUGCAUUGUGGUCUAGCUGGUAUC
Molecule: messenger RNA, 2112 nt
Organism: Asterias rubens (European starfish)
Lineage: Eukaryota; Metazoa; Echinodermata; Asteroidea; Forcipulatida; Asteriidae
Product: protein tincar-like
Exons: 6
Coding region: 240-2021 (593 amino acids)
Source: RefSeq, a predicted model, not a curated record